Alosa alosa (allis shad) is the source of this 3129-nucleotide messenger RNA. It is a transcript of the gene abcd3a, whose product is annotated as ATP-binding cassette, sub-family D (ALD), member 3a. The coding region runs from base 64 to 2046 and encodes 660 amino acids. The transcript has 23 exons. The record is from RefSeq and is a predicted model, not a curated record. Gene Ontology annotation, molecular function: ATP hydrolysis activity; long-chain fatty acid transmembrane transporter activity; ATP binding. Gene Ontology annotation, cellular component: peroxisome; peroxisomal membrane. Gene Ontology annotation, biological process: long-chain fatty acid import into peroxisome; peroxisome organization; very long-chain fatty acid catabolic process. Lineage: Eukaryota; Metazoa; Chordata; Actinopteri; Clupeiformes; Clupeidae.
CACCCAAACUACCCGGCAUGCCCAUUGCUGUUCUCUGACCGGCUCCGGCUCGCACUAGGAAACAUGGCGGCCGUCAGUAAAUAUCUGACUGCGAGGAACUCCUCUAUAGCCGGCGGUGUGCUUCUAGUUUUGUACCUCAUCAAACAAAGGAAAAGGGCAAAGAAACUGAACGGAAAAAAAGGGGGUGCAGAACUAGUACUGAGCAAUGAGCAGAAAGAGGCCAAAAAAGACCGGGCUGCUGUGGACAAGCUGUUCUUCCUACGCAUCUGCCGCCUCCUCGGGAUCAUGGUGCCUCGAUUUUUCUGCAAAGAGACCGGAUAUUUGAUACUAAUUGCAGCAAUGCUGGUGGCACGAACCUAUUUUGACGUGUGGAUGAUCGAGAACGGCACCUUGAUUGAAAGUGGAAUCAUAAGCAGAGAUAUCAAUCUAUUCAAGAAGCACUUUUAUUCCUACGUGGCUGUCAUACCAGGGAUUGCGUUAGUGAAUAACUUUUUGAAGCUGGGCCUGAAUGAGCUGAAGCUGUGCUUCCGUGUGCGCCUGACCAAGCAUCUCUACGAUGAGUACCUGAAAGGGUACACUUACUAUAAAAUGGGCAAUCUGGACAACCGCAUCGCAAAUGCUGACCAGCUUUUGACUCAGGAUGUUGAGAAAUUCUGCAACAGUGUGGUGGAGCUCUACUCCAAUCUGAGCAAGCCCCUCCUGGACAUCGGCUUGUACAUCUUCAAGCUCACAAGUGCCAUUGGAGCACAGGGCCCAGCAAGCAUGUUGGCGUACCUGUUGGUGUCAGGUCUAUUCCUGACGAGGCUGAGACGGCCCAUUGGCAGGAUGACCAUGACGGAGCAGCGUUUUGAGGGCGAGUACCGCUACGUCAACUCACGCCUGAUCACCAACAGUGAGGAGAUUGCGUUUUACAAUGGAAAUAUUAGGGAGAAAGCGACUAUCUACUCAACCUUCCAGAAACUGGUCAAUCAUUUGCACAAUUUCAUUUUCUUCCGUUUCUCGAUGGGCUUUGUGGAUAGCAUCAUUGCCAAAUACUUUGCCACGGUGGUGGGCUACCUAGUGGUAAGCCGGCCCUUCCUGACCCUGUCCCACCCACGCCACCUAAACAGCACCCACUCCGAGCUGCUGGAGGACUACUACCAGAGCGGGCGUAUGCUGCUGCGCAUGUCCCAGGCUCUGGGCAGGAUUGUGUUGGCAGGUCGUGAGAUGUCCAGACUCUCGGGGUUCACCGCCCGCAUCACAGAACUCAUUAAGGUUUUGAAAGACCUGAACUCUGGGCGGUACGAACGCACAAUGGUGAGCCAUGUGGAGAAAGACACAGAAGCCAUGGAAAAGCCUAAACUCAUUCCUGGAAGUGGCCGAAUCAUCAACAUCGACAACAUCAUCAAGUUUGAUCAUACUCCUUUAGUGACACCUAAUGGAGAUAUGCUCAUCAAGGACCUGAACUUUGAGGUUCAGUCAGGCACCAAUGUUUUGGUGUGCGGGCCCAACGGCUGUGGAAAAAGCUCCCUGUUUCGUGUCUUGGGAGAGCUGUGGCCUCUGUUUGGUGGCAGCUUGACCAAACCGGAGAGGGGGAAGCUGUUCUAUGUCCCACAGAGGCCAUACAUGACGCUGGGCACCCUCAGGGACCAGGUGAUCUACCCCGACACCCACGAGGACCAGAGGAGGAAAGGGAUCUCUGAUCAGGUGCUGAAGGAGUACCUGGACAAUGUCCAGCUGGGCCACAUCCUGGACAGGGAGGGCUCCUGGGACAUGGUGCAGGACUGGAUGGACGUUCUGAGCGGGGGAGAGAAGCAGAGGAUGGCGAUGGCCAGGUUGUUUUACCAUAAGCCUCAGUUUGCCAUUCUUGAUGAGUGUACCAGUGCAGUGAGCGUUGAUGUGGAGGACUUUAUCUACAGCCACUGUAGAACAGUGGGCAUCAGUUUGUUCACCGUGUCUCACAGGAAGUCCCUCUGGAAGCACCAUGAGUACUACCUUCACAUGGAUGGCAGGGGCAGCUACGAGUUCAAACCCAUCACUACGGACACCAUCGAGUUUGGUUCCUAAGGAGAUGCUCCUCACCCUCACCCUUAUUCAAGCUCACAUAGAGGAGAGACCCAGUAACUCCCCCAACACAAAAACAGUGUCAUACACUACAUCUAAACAAUUCUGUUUGUAAUUUUGUUUGUCCCUUUUGAUUAAGCUGUAUUUAUAGAUCCGUUAUAGUCUAAUUAUUGAAGCCUAUUAUUUUUGUCUCUGAUUGUAAUUAAUUUGUAAUAUAUCGUAGUCAGGUCCACUGAUCUGGACUGCCACUCUGUUGUAAAAGACAGUCUAAUUCCUAAUGAAAUAUAUCUGUGUGUCUGUCUGUGUCUGUCUGUGUCUGUCUGUCUGUCUGUGUGUGUGUGUGUGUGUAGUAUCCCUAUAGUUGUGAACUAAAUGAUGUCUAAUCAUUGAGGAGUCAGCCUGUGUAGCCUCUUGCAUGGGAACAGGGAGCUUUGCACAAAUGAAAUGUACCAGUGAUGGGCUGGCAUACUAACAGUGCUUCCUAUUAUCAUUAACUAGAAUGAACCAUUCUUAGUGUAGUCAAGCUGCAAAAACUAAGUGGCCUUAGUACUUAUUGUAUUACCUGAUGGUUGGUUUAGAGUAUAAAACUGUGGGAGAGAAACAAAACCUGUGCUUCCUGCCAUUGGAAAAUGUAUGUAACCUGAGUUUGAUACCUUGUUUCACUGCUUGUAGGUGUUUUAAAGUGUUUUAUUGAGCCUGUCUUCAGAUGCAGGUGGGGUUUGCACCUUUGGGAUGCUUUGACUAGCUCACUUGGGUUAGACAUGCUCAAUCACACACUGAAAAUUGGAUCUACAACCAGAAAGGUACUCGGCAAGGUUUACUGGUUGUGUAACUUAAUAUGUCAAAGCCUUUCAUAUCCACACACAAUGUAAGUAUACACCUGAUGCCUAUUUGUUUCUGAUUUGUGACUUUUUUUCUGAGAUUACUGUAAGUGACUUUUGAACUGUAAAAGCUGCAUUGUGUUGAAGCGGUGAGUUUUUAUAUGAGAAGGACUACAGUAGCCUAACAACACUGCACUCACACGGUGCAUAGACCUGCGGUAAGCUGACCUGUGCAUUUUCAUUAAAAAACAAAUGUGGAAGACCA